This is a messenger RNA of Manihot esculenta (cassava), 881 nucleotides long. Its product is annotated as protein STRICTOSIDINE SYNTHASE-LIKE 5-like. The record is from RefSeq and is a predicted model, not a curated record. Gene Ontology annotation, biological process: biosynthetic process. Gene Ontology annotation, molecular function: strictosidine synthase activity. The annotation marks the transcript as partial. The transcript has 3 exons. NCBI's taxonomy places the organism in Eukaryota, Viridiplantae, Streptophyta, Magnoliopsida, Malpighiales, Euphorbiaceae.
CUUGUACAAUUAAAGAGGUCAAGGAGGGCGUCGUCGUCAUCAUGCCCCUUUCUUUUCUCUGUUGUAGCCCCCGUUUUAGCUGCGAUACUCCUUUGCCACCUCGACUCCUUCGACCCAGCUCCUUUCCCUCACCAGGACUUCACUCACCCGGACCCAUCCUUGAAGAAUGGUCACCUCCUUCAAGGAUCAGAAUUUCUGGGCGUCGGCCAAUUGACAGCACCAGAAGAUACUGCGUAUGACAGCAAAGUUCUGCUUUCUCAUCUCUACUUUGCAAAUGGACUUGCAAUUUCUCCUGAUCAACAAUCUCUAAUCUACUGUGAAACCCCUUUGAGCAAGUGUAAAAGAUAUUACAUAAAAGAAAAUAAAAAGGGGAACAUAGAAAAUUUUGUAGAUAUCCCUGGAUUGCCUGAUAACAUCCAUUAUGAUGGAGAUGGUCACUUUUGGAUUGCAUCAAUCUCGGAAAUUACACAAUUCUGGAAGCUAGCAUUCAAGUAUCCUGUAGUCCGAAAGUUUGCAGCAAUUGCAUUGAAGUACAUGGGAAAAAGGCCAACAAAGAAGAAUGCUGGUGUAUUUACGGUGAAUUUGGAGGGGAAAUUAAUUUCACAUUACCAUGAUCCAGAUUUAAUGCUGAUUUCAAGUGGAGUGAAGAUCGGAACUCAUCUAUACUGUGGUUCUACCAUCUAUCCUCACAUUAUACGCCUGAAUCUGGCAAAGCAUCCUCCGCAUCCCACCACUUGAACUACUGCAACUCAAGUAAUCCUCCAAAUGCUCAAGAAAUUUCCAAUGUUUACCUUUUUUUAACACGUGUUCUUGUUAAUUUCGUUCAUGCUUUUAUUUUCCAACAUAACAUGGAUGUUUAAAUACCAAUUUUCUUUUCUCAA